AUGCCCCUCUCCCCGCCUUCCCUCCCCAGGCGGCAGCAGUAUGUGGGGAAGCUCAAGUUCGCCUCCCUGGAGGCCUCGCAGGGCUCCAAGAAGCUCGUGGUGGCCACGGAGAAGAACGUCGUGGCCGCGCUGAACUCCAGGAACGGCGAAAUCCUGUGGCGCCACGUGGAUAAGGGGACUCCCGAAGGAGCAAUAGAUGCGAUGCUGAUCCACGGACAGGAUGCCAUCACGGUGUCCAACGGUGGGCGCAUCCUCCGCUCCUGGGAGACCAACAUCGGGGGCUUGAACUGGGAGAUGCCGCUGGAUACUGGCAGUUUCCAGAUGGCUGCAUUGGUGGGGCUGCAGGACGCGGUGAAGUACGUGGCAGUCCUGAAGAAGGCGGCCAUCUCUCUCCACUACCUUUCCAACGGGCACCAGAAAUGGGUAGAGCAUUUACCAGACAGUGAGAGUGCUCGGUACCAGCUAUUAUAUUCCCGUGGGACUGGAGUGAUCCACGUACUUGGAAUUGUUCCUCAGAGCCACUUGAAUGUUCUAACCUUCAGCGUAGAGGAUGGAGAAAUUACAAAACAGAUGAGAGUAGCCAGCCCGUGGCUGAAGAGCGUGGCCGGCGCGUGCGGCGUGGUGGGAGAGGCCGUGCUGGUGUGCGUGGACGUGGCGGCGCGCUCGCUGCACGUGUGCUCCUUGGAGACGGAGCAGGAGAUGAGGCAGAUCCCGCUGGAGUCACUUGACCUGGAGUUUGCCGAUGGCUUCGAGCCCAGGAUCUUGGCCACUCAGCCCAGCCCUGCGAGUGCUUCGCGGACCCAGUUCUUCCUGCAGCCGGCUCCGAGCCGCUUCUUCCUGCUGCAGUACAGGCACGGGCUGCUCAGCCACCUCCGGGACUUCCAGCAGGCAGCUCUGGUAAGCUUUGCAACUACUGGGGAAAAAACUGUGGCCGCCGUCCUUACCUGCAGGAGUGAGCUGAAACUUGGAAGCUCUGAUGGCCUUCAUGCUGGAAGUGCUCUGGAGAAUUCCCAGGAACAGGAAUCAUUAACUUGUUCCAACCACACCUACAAUAUUAAUCUCUAUCUGGUUGAAACUGGCCAAAGACUGUUGGAUACCACGAUUACCUUUAGCCUGGAUCAGAGCGGUGCCAAACCGGAGCAG
Messenger RNA from Tinamus guttatus (white-throated tinamou), 1143 nucleotides. The record is from RefSeq and is a predicted model, not a curated record. Lineage: Eukaryota; Metazoa; Chordata; Aves; Tinamiformes; Tinamidae.